AUUCAGUACAAUCAAGAAGAAGCUAGAGCUAAACUAAAAAGAGAACCAUUUUAGUAAAUUUAAGAAAGGAAUAAGGUCCUCUAUAUAAAAGCACAAAAGGCUAGUGCCACCACUUCUCUUUACUAACUAAGAAUACUCCAUCUUUGCCUUUCUUCUUUCUUCUUCCAAGCAAAUUAAGAAUAAUGGAACAAACUAUUUUUAACAAUAAACUUUCAUGGCUUCUUCUUCUUCUUGUCCUUAUUUUGAUUUCCUUUUCAAGAUCAGCUGAUGCUUACAAGAAUUAUACAGUGGGUGAUUCUUUAGGUUGGUUUGAUAAUCUUGAAAAGCCUCAUGUUAACUAUGACAAAUGGGUUGCUGACAAAAAAUUCAGUCUUGGUGAUUUUCUCAUUUUUAAUACAGACAAUAAUCACUCGGUCACUCAGACUUACAACUUUACCACAUACAAGAGUUGUGACUACAACAAUGCCUUAGACAACGAUACCAUACAAUGGGUAUCUGCAGAUCCAUCUUCAACUUCAAUUUUUCCUGUUUCAGUAGCAGUUCCACUUGUAAAAGUUGGACCUACUUAUUUUUUCUCUAGUGAUUAUGAUGGCGAACAGUGCGAAAAUGGCCAACAUUUUAAAAUAAACGUGACGUAUGGUCAAGGAUUGCCUCGAAGCCUUAAGAAUCCAUCAGACGACGACUCACUGGCUCCAAUUAGUCCGAUUUCCGGUGACGAAGAAUCGGCACCGGAUACGUUAGUUCCUUCUUCCUUCGAUCAUCCACGUGAUGUGGCGGCUAGCUUGACUGCCUUGGUUUCCACUAUUCUUGCUCCAUGAGAAUCUUGGAUGCUUUUGACCAUGUGAAUUAAAGUUAUUAUUAUUAUAAUAGUUAUUAUUUAUCAUUAUAAUGACUAACUGCAUUAACAUGUUCCCCAAUUUGGCUUUCAUGGUUUGGGUGUCAUCCACCACAAAAAUCGCAAAGUGAUUGUGAUUGAGUAUUGCAUGUAUGUGCUUGUAUUUCCUCAACUUUCUCUGUCGAGUUUGUUAUAUGAUGAGCUAGUGAAGAGACAACAUCAAUUUAGUGUAUUCCAGCUGGCUUCUUAGAUUUAUCUCUUUC
Solanum dulcamara is the source of this 1098-nucleotide messenger RNA. Its product is annotated as blue copper protein-like. Gene Ontology annotation, cellular component: plasma membrane. The record is from RefSeq and is a predicted model, not a curated record. Gene Ontology annotation, molecular function: electron transfer activity. The coding region runs from base 183 to 818 and encodes 211 amino acids. Lineage: Eukaryota; Viridiplantae; Streptophyta; Magnoliopsida; Solanales; Solanaceae. The transcript has 3 exons.